Molecule: messenger RNA, 810 nt
Organism: Adineta steineri
Lineage: Eukaryota; Metazoa; Rotifera; Eurotatoria; Adinetida; Adinetidae
Source: the annotation of a GenBank genome assembly
UCUACUAUCGUUGCAUUUCUCGCACUAGGUAUCAAGAACAUGGCACCCCAUGGCAUUGUCAUUUGUGUGUUCCAAUGGAAGAAUAUUGUCACGAGGCGAAAAAAGAGGUAAGUUCUAGUAGAUACUGUAAAGUGAAAGAAAGCGAAAUUACUUGACGACUUCACAGAAAAAAAUAUUUUAUUCCUUCUCAAGAAGUCUUUGCGACUUAUCCACUUGGCCAUUGAGCUUCCUAAUGAAGUGUUUGAUAUAAAACAUGUGAUAUUUCUUUAUCUAUUUUACAACUUUCUUUCGUAGCUGGGCGAUGCUUAUGUCAAUAGUGUUUGCACUAAAUAUCAGAAAACUUUACAAAAAUAUAACGUGUAUAAACAAAAACUAGUCACAACUGCGACAAAUUUGCAAAGCAUUUCAUUCAAUGUAAAUGCUUAUGAGAAAAAUGGUUUUGGUCUUGUAUGGAUGACGCCUGAUGCACGUAUUGGCGUCUACAGUCAAAAGCCACAGAAAUUACGUUUACUUUACGACUUUAUGGUCGAUGUUAAAGAACAGAUGGAAAAAGAUCUAUUAUCAAAAGAUAAAUCAUUCAGAAAUUUUGGUUGUCAUUUCUGUCUCUUUGUAAGUGCUGAGAAUCAAGCGCAUACAACACCUCGCGCAUCUGAGGUGUUGAAUGAGACAGGGACAGAUGUGAAAACUACAGAACUAGUUGGCUAUAUUCAAAUGGAUGAUCAACAAUAUUAUUGGUUAUUACCAGAUGAAAACCACCGACAAACGUGGUUCAAUGAUUUCAAACGACAUGAUUUUAUUGUUACAACUUAA